CAAUCAAAUCUAAAGUAAAAUAGCCAAAGUAGUAGGAGUGGAAGAAGAAGAAGAAGAAGCAAUAUGAGCAGCAUAGGAACUGGUUACGAUCUCUCCGUCACCACUUUCUCUCCCGAUGGCCGCGUUUUCCAGAUCGAAUACGCCGCCAAAGCAGUCGAUAACAGCGGAACUGUGAUUGGAAUAAAAUGCAAAGAUGGGAUCGUAAUGGGAGUUGAAAAGUUGAUAGCAUCAAAGAUGAUGUUACCCGGAUCUAAUCGAAGAAUCCACUCCGUUCAUCGCCAUUCCGGCAUGGCGGUGGCUGGAUUAGCGGCUGACGGUAGGCAAAUUGUGGCCCGUGCUAAAUCUGAAGCUACUAAUUACCAAAGUGUAUACGGUGAACCCAUUCCUGUCAAAGAACUUGCUGAACGUGUUGCGAGUUAUGUGCAUUUAUGCACCCUUUACUGGUGGCUCAGGCCUUUUGGCUGUGGGAUAAUUCUCGGCGGUUAUGAUAGAGAUGGUCCCCAAUUAUAUAUGGUUGAACCAUCUGGCAUCUCCAAUCGAUACUUUGGUGCUGCAAUUGGGAAGGGAAAACAAGCUGCGAAAACGGAAAUUGAAAAGUUGAAACUGUCAGAAAUGACGUGCAGGGAAGGGGUUAUUGCAGUAGCCAAAAUAAUCUACAAAGUACAUGAUGAAGCAAAGGACAAAGCCUUUGAACUGGAGAUGAGUUGGGUAUGUGAUGAGUCAAAGCAACAACAUCAGAAGGUUCCCGAUGACCUUUUCGAGGAAGCCAAGGCUGCAGCUAGGACUGCAUUGGAAGAAAUGGAUGCUGAUUAAUGAUAUUAUAUAGACAGAAUUGUUCUGUUAUCAUAUGUAUUUUGAUCUUUGUAAAGUUCCCGAUGUUAUGGACCUUCUGGUUUAAAAGAUGGGAGUGAGUGCCUGGUCUUUCUAAGAUCAGGAGGGAUGAAAUGAUGGAUUCAAAAGACCUUGAACUUUCUGUUGUCCGUUGCAUUGUAAUUUUUUUUUCUAGGCAUCACAUAGACGUCGUCACUGACAAUUACUGUGAAGGUUGAGGAACACCCAUUUU
This is a messenger RNA of Hibiscus syriacus, 1063 nucleotides long. Its product is annotated as proteasome subunit alpha type-3-like. Lineage: Eukaryota; Viridiplantae; Streptophyta; Magnoliopsida; Malvales; Malvaceae. The transcript is spliced from 9 exons. Gene Ontology annotation, biological process: ubiquitin-dependent protein catabolic process. The record is from RefSeq and is a predicted model, not a curated record. Gene Ontology annotation, cellular component: proteasome core complex, alpha-subunit complex; proteasome core complex; nucleus. Bases 64 to 813 code for a protein of 249 amino acids.